This is a messenger RNA of Xyrauchen texanus (razorback sucker), 7366 nucleotides long. Its product is annotated as collagen alpha-1(XI) chain-like. Gene Ontology annotation, molecular function: extracellular matrix structural constituent. NCBI's taxonomy places the organism in Eukaryota, Metazoa, Chordata, Actinopteri, Cypriniformes, Catostomidae. The transcript has 67 exons. The record is from RefSeq and is a predicted model, not a curated record. Bases 259 to 5697 code for a protein of 1812 amino acids.
CCACAUGUCCAACCCUCCAAAAGACUUUAGCUCUUCGGGGAACAAAUGGGUUUCCCUUUUUUUCAUGAGAGCCCGUUUACCUUCAGUCUGAGUCUACUGGGCGGAGAGAGCAAGGAGUUUGUUCACGAAGAAUCAAGUUGAUUUUUUUUUUUUUAGCUCAUGGCAGUGCAGAAAACAUAAAUAACAAUAAUCUGGAUUGUGGAAGGGAACGAAUACGAAAAUAAAACGCACGUUUAAACACAGUUGAGGGCGCCGGCCAUGGAUAAGGAAAGGUGGUCCACAAGAUGGAAAACGAAAAAGUGGAACUCCGCUAUAACUGUAUUCAUCAGUUUAGCAUUUGUCCUACAGGCAGCAGAUGUGAGCGCAGCUGAUCCAGUGGAUGUGCUCAAGAUCUUAGACUUUAAAAGUUCACCUGAAGGAGUGAAGAAAGCACAAGGCUUCUGCACCAUCCGGAGAGGAUCCAAACCAGAUGUUGCCUACCGAGUGGACAAACGGGCUCAACUCAGCACCCCAACCAAACAGCUCUUCCCAGAAGGCGUAUUCCCUCAGGAUUUCUCCAUUCUUAUGACUAUCAAACCCAAGGCAGGAACGCAAUCCUUCCUGUUGUCGUUAUACAACGAGCAGGGCAUCCAGCAGCUGGGUGUGGAGGUGGGCCGCUCUCCGAUCUUAUUGUAUGAGGAUCAGCAUGGGAAGCCCGCUCCUGAGGAUUAUCCCCUGUUCCGUGCCAUAAACCUAGCAGAUGGAAAAUGGCAUCGUGUGGCUAUUAGCGUUGAGAAGAAGACCGUCACAAUGAUUGUGGACUGUAAGAAGAAGAUCUCAAAACCACUCAGCAGAAGUGACCAUGCAAUCAUUAACACUGAUGGCAUUGCUGUAUUUGGUACCAGAAUCCUGGACGAAGAAGUAUUUGAGGGUGACAUCCAGCAGCUUCUUUUGGUGGCGGACCCUCGAGCAGCCUAUGACUACUGUGAACACUACAGCCCAGACUGCGAAACCCCCCACCAGGACACACCACAGGCUCAGGAGCCCGAGGAGGAGUACAAUACUGAAUACACGGAUUAUAAUGAGUUCUAUGACUACACAGAAGGAUUGCCUGCCACUGAAAUUCCCACAACGGAGGUCAAUACAGAUACCAAGCCCAGCACUGUUGAAGGUGACUACUAUGUUGAGCAGGACUAUGGCACUGAGCCCCCUCCUGUUUCUCUUCCUGCCAAUGAGCAGAAUCCAUUGAACAAAGAGGAAAUUGUUGAUGACUACAUUACAGGAGUGGACGAAGUUGGAGUGGAUCCCACUGUUGUAACAAAUGAGGAAGUGGAUAUUGAUGAGUCCAAAGGCACUAAUACCGAUGAGAAUCAUGACUUUAAGGAAUACGAUAUUAAUGAGUAUGAGGCAAAAGAGUUAAACCCCACCAAUUAUGAUGAUUCAUUCUAUGACUAUAAUACCUAUGGAGCAAAACCCACUGGUUUGCCCUACGAGGAUGAGUUCGGACCAGGCCGGCCUGCUGAAACAGAGGUCACAGAGAGUAAUGUUGGUGGUGGCUAUGGUGGUGAGAAGGGGCAAAAAGGUGAACCUGCAGUCAUUGAGCCGGGGAUGCUUAUAGAGGGACCCCCAGGACCACCAGGGCCUGCUGGCCUUCCUGGCACACCAGGUACACAAGGCUCCCCAGGCUCACACGGAGAUCUAGGUGAAAGAGGCCCUCCUGGUCGUCCUGGUUUACCAGGCGCCGAUGGAGCUCCGGGACCCUCUGGCACCAUCCUAAUGUUACCGUUCCGUGCUGGUGGAGAAGCUUCAAAAGGUCCAGUGGUGACAGCACAAGAAGCUCAGGCCCAAGCCAUCCUCGCCCAGACCCGGCUGACCAUGAGGGGGCCACCUGGUCCAAUGGGAUUGACAGGACGCUCCGGCCCUGUGGGUGGUCCUGGUGCGCCUGGUGCAAAAGGAGACAGCGGAGAUCCUGGCCCACAGGGACCAAGAGGACUUCAAGGCUCUAAUGGACCACCUGGCAAAACAGGCAAGCGGGGCCGAAAUGGAGCCGAUGGAGCUAGAGGAAUUCCUGGUGAAGCCGGAGGAAAGGGGGACCGAGGAUUUGAUGGCCUUCCUGGUCUACCUGGUGAGAAGGGACACAGGGGUGAGCAUGGUCCCAUCGGUCUGCCAGGCCCUCCGGGAGAGGACGGACCAAGGGGUGAGGACGGCGAGAUCGGACAGAGGGGAAUGCCAGGAGAGGGUGGUCCAAGAGGACUGCUUGGCCCCAGAGGAGCUUCUGGUACCCCUGGACAGCGUGGUCUUCCUGGAUUGGAUGGACCACCUGGCCCUAAAGGAAACUUGGGUCCUCAAGGAGAGCCUGGACCCCCUGGUCAACAGGGUAACACCGGUCCACAUGGUCUGCCUGGUCCUCAAGGUCCGAUUGGUCCACCUGGAGAGAAAGGUCCUGGAGGGAAACAGGGCCUGCAUGGGUUGGCCGGGGCUGAUGGGCCUCCUGGUCACCCUGGGAAAGAGGGACCUGCCGGGGAAAAAGGAGCAGCUGGCCAAACAGGUCCCCAUGGGUCCAUUGGCUAUCCCGGCCCUCGUGGUGUGAAGGGUGCCGAGGGCGUGCGUGGUUUGAAGGGCCACAAAGGCGAGAAGGGAGAGGAUGGUUUUCCUGGGUUCAAGGGUGACAUGGGCAUCAAGGGAGACAAGGGAGAGAGUGGUGUGUUGGGGUCCAGAGGAGAGGACGGACCGGAGGGGCCGAAAGGUAAAUCGGGGCCCAGUGGAGAGAUUGGACCUAUGGGCAUGGCAGGAGAGAAGGGAAAACUUGGUGUUCCAGGAUUGCCUGGCUACCCAGGAAGACUAGGUCCUAAGGGCUCUAAUGGUUUUGCUGGCUUCCCUGGAGCCAAUGGAGAGAAGGGAGGAAGGGGUAUUGCUGGCAAAGCAGGUCCAAGAGGACAACGAGGUCCAACGGGUCCCCGUGGUGGAAGAGGAGCCAGGGGUCCAACAGGAAAACCUGGACCAAAGGGAACAUCAGGAAAUGAUGGACCUCCUGGUGGUCCAGGAGAAAAAGGACCCCAAGGACCUCAGGGCCCUGUUGGAUUACCAGGCCCUAAAGGCCCAAAUGGACCUCCUGGAAAGGAUGGAUUGCCUGGUCACCCUGGACAGAGAGGAGAGACUGGUUUCCAAGGAAAGACUGGACCUCCUGGACCUGGAGGUGUUGUUGGCCCACAGGGUUCAACGGGAGAAACUGGGCCUGUUGGAGAGAGAGGACAUCCUGGAUCACCGGGACCCCCUGGAGAGCAAGGUCUUCCUGGAGCUGCUGGAAAAGAAGGUGGAAAGGGUGAUCCAGGUCCUCAGGGGGUUCAUGGCAAGCCUGGUCCUGCUGGGUUGAAAGGUUUCCCAGGACAAAGAGGUCUUCCUGGUGCAGCGGGUCAAGGUGGUCUGAAGGGAGGCGAGGGUCCGCAGGGUCCACCAGGCCCCAUUGGGUCACCAGGAGAGAGAGGAGCAGCUGGACCAGGAGGACCCAUUGGUCUAACUGGACGCAAUGGCCCUCAGGGACCCCCAGGACCUGCUGGAGAAAAGGGUGGUCCGGGCGAGAAAGGACCUUCUGGUCCUGCCGGUCGUGAUGGCAUCCAAGGUCCAGUUGGUCUUCCGGGCCCAGCCGGGCCUCAGGGUCCACCUGGAGAGGAUGGUGACAAGGGAGAGGUUGGUGAGCCCGGUCAAAAGGGAAGCAAAGGUGACAAGGGUGAACAUGGUCCCCCAGGUCCAGGAGGUCCUCAGGGUGUCGUUGGAGCUCCAGGUCCUGCUGGAAGUGAUGGCGAGUCAGGACCCAGAGGUCAACAGGGUAUGUUUGGGCAGAAGGGAGAUGAAGGGCCUCGUGGUUUCCCAGGUCUUCCAGGUCCCAUUGGACUGCAGGGUUUGCCAGGACCGCCAGGAGAAAAAGGAGAGAAUGGAGAUGUUGGCUCAAUGGGGCCACCUGGUCCCCCUGGUCCCAGAGGUCCUCAAGGUCCUAGCGGGGCAGAUGGAGCACCAGGCCCUCCCGGGGGUAUCGGUCCCAUGGGUGGAAAUGGUGAAAAGGGUGAGACUGGUGAGGCAGGUAACCCAGGACCAUCAGGAGAGCCUGGUCCAGGAGGACCCAAAGGUGAGGUUGGAGAGAAGGGAGAAGCCGGCCCUCCUGGAGCUGCAGGACCCGCUGGUGCAAGAGGACCUCUCGGAGACGAUGGCCCCAAAGGAAACCCAGGUCCUAGUGGCUUCCCCGGUGACCCAGGUCCCCCUGGUGAGCCAGGUGUUGGUGGACUGGAUGGCCUUCCUGGAGACAAGGGAGAUGAUGGAGAGGCCGGUCAACCUGGUCCAUCUGGUCCAUCUGGUGAAGCCGGUCCUCCUGGGCCCCCUGGAAAACGGGGUCCCGCCGGCCCAGCUGGAACAGAAGGCAGGCAAGGAGAGAAGGGUGCAAAGGGUGAGGCUGGUGCUGAGGGACCAGUGGGUAAAACUGGUCCUGUGGGCCCCCAGGGGCCUCCUGGAAAAUCUGGAACUGAGGGGUUACGUGGGAUCCCUGGGCCUGUGGGUGAGCAGGGACUUCCUGGAGCUGCUGGCCAAGAUGGUCCUCCUGGACCACUGGGUCCUCCUGGUCUUCCUGGCCUGAAAGGUGACCCUGGUACUAAGGGUGAGAAGGGUCAUCCAGGUCUGAUUGGUCUGAUUGGCCCUCCUGGUGAGCCGGGCGAGAAGGGUGACAGAGGACUGCAGGGACUUCAGGGACUUGGUGGAGGCAAGGGUGACGCUGGUUCCGUUGGUGCUUCUGGUCCACUUGGUCCCCCUGGUCCUCCUGGUAUUCCUGGCACACAAGGACAGAAGGGAUCCAAAGGAUCAACUGGUACAGCUGGCCAGAAGGGAGAACCUGGCUUAAUGGGACCACCAGGUCCUCCUGGCUCACCCGGGGACCUAAUCCAGCCCCUCCCCAUCCAGAUGAAUAAAAGAUCUAGGAGAUCACCUGACAUGCAGGACGAUGAUGCAGCAGGAAUUAUGGAUUAUGGCGUGGAGGGAAUGGAGGAUGUGUUUGGCUCCCUCAGCAACCUCAAGCAGGACAUUGAACGCAUGAAGUUCCCACUGGGAACCCAAGACAACCCAGCCAGAACCUGCAAAGACCUGCAGCUCAGUCAACCAGACUUCCCUGAUGGAGAAUACUGGAUCGAUCCCAAUAUGGGAUGCAUAGGAGACACCUUCAAAGUGUACUGUAACUUCACAGCGGGAGGAGAAACUUGCAUCUACCCCGAUAAGAAAUCCUCAGGGGUUAGGGUAUCAAACUGGCCAAAGGAGUCCCCAGGAUCAUGGUUCAGUGAAUUCAAGCGUGGAAAAAUCCUGUCCUAUGUUGAUGUUGCGGAGAGCUCCAUAAACUCAGUCCAGAUGACUUUCCUCAAGUUGCUCAGCUCUUCUGCCAGGCAGAACUUCACUUAUAUAUGCCAUCAGUCUGUGGCUUGGUAUGAUGCCAAAGUGGACACCCAUGACAAGGCACUGCGCUUCCUGGGCUCUAAUGAUGAGGAAAUGUCCUAUGACAACAACCCCUUCAUCAAGGCUCUUUCAGAUGGCUGCUCACUGAAGCAGGGCUAUUCCAAGUCUGUGAUGGAAAUUAAUACUCCACGCAUUGACCAAGUGCCCAUCAUUGAUGUCAUGUUGAAUGACUUUGGGGGUACUAAUCAAAGGUUUGGGUUUGAGGUAGGCCCUGUCUGCUUCCUCGGCUAAAGGACACCUACCUUUACAGCAAAGGUCAAGAAGUGUGGCCAGGCAAGAGCCCCCCCAUACCCUCCUUGUGCCACAAACACCAGCACCCACACUGUGUAAUCUUCUAUGGAAUAGUCAUCGCCCUGGUGGGGUCCCAAUCACCUGAUUGAAAACUGCUAUUGGAGUAAAGUUGUGAGAAAGGAUGUGAACUGCCUGGUGGGCAGUGGUGCAAUUUCAGGAGAAGAAUGACCCAUUCCUUUACCUUCUCACCACCCUUCCCAGCCUAGAACCUGUUGGAUCCUUGUCCCAUUUCCAAACUCCUUAUUUUAGUCCCAAUUAUAAUCCUUAAUGGAAUCCUUAAUUCAUCACAAUCCCUCCCUAAAUCCCAAUCCUGAAAAUGUUUGCAAAUCCCAUUCCUACUCCUAAUCCCUGUAUACUUUAUGGAUCCUCCUCCAGGUGCUGCUCAAGAAAGACAACCACAGUGGUGUGCUCUUGUUCUAAACACCCAAACAAACAUUUAAGGUGCUAUUGAAAGUGCAUUUUUUUGAUAAAACUGUAAUUAUUGUUUUGCACAAUACUGUUCUUUCUCAAUUGCCUUUAAAAUAUUGCAUGUGUAUCAGAAUUGAAAUGAUAAAAUAUUGGUAUCUAUAAAGAGACUUUCCUCUAAAUAUUUUUUUUUCAUUGUUUUUUGUUUUGUGAAAACCACCAGUGAAACAGCAUUCUUUACAAGAUGUCAAUCAAUUAAGUGUCCCUGUCAACUAUAAAAUAAAACAAGUCUUUCAAACCAUCCCUAUUUGUAAUUAUAAAGCAUCCCUUUUGUAAAUAUUGACCAAUUUAAGCACUAUGAGGAUCCACUCUAUCCAGGAUUAUACGGGCAUUUACCUAUGUCUAAUUUUGAGUGAAGGAUUGACUGAAACUGAGUUGUCUCACUGUCACUUUGAGAUCAGAAGAUUUCCACUAGCUUGUUAUGUUCACAAGUGGUAGCAAUGAUGCUGUGGUAAUCAAUGACUCAGCAAUGCUAAAGAAACUUGAUGAAAAGUAGCUCGAUGUCAGAUUGAAUUCCUUCACAGUAUACCUCAAUCUCUUAAAAAGAAGUGUCAAAUUCAAAGAUGUUCAACCCUGUAUAUACAGAGCCUUAUUUAGAUAAUCAAGUUUAUAUAUUAGGCAGGGAAUCUUGAAAUGGAAAAAGGCUUUUUGUUAAACUUUUGGUUAUUUUGUGGUUGCUUAAAUUAACCCUUUUAGACAGAAAAUGAAAACAACAAAACUACUUUGAGCUGCUUUUCAGCUGUUCUGGAGAGUAUUGUAUUCAACGUGAUAAUUGUUUACUUUUGAAUCAUGUGACUCAUUCCUGUGUGAUUCAGUCAGUCAUGCUCUUUACUGUGCUGUAUGUCCAAAAGCUUAUUGCAUUCUAGAACUUCAUAUUUAAAGAUUUCUGUGGUAAAAUGUGUUCAUGUCUGUGUGGUUUUGUUACAAUGCUGUUCUUUUGUUUGCUUAACUUUCUUUUGCCUCCAUUGUGUUUGCAGUUCUGUCUGUGCCCCUGAAAACCCUUCAAAUAUAUGACAGUAGACUUACACAUCUGUGUUACAUAUAAUUUAUGUAAAACUUGGAAUAAAUUAUCGCUACAUUGUAAUGAUCUACUCCAUUUAAUUUUUGAUUGAACCAUCAACCAUCCCUGAGCAAAACCAUUCUG